CCGCGAUGCCGCUGCUCGUGGAGGGGCGGCGAGUGCGGCUGCCGCAGUCGGCCGGGGACCUCGUCCGAGCCCACCCGCCUCUGGAGGAAAGAGCCAGACUUCUCAGAGGUCAGUCUGUUCAACAAGUGGGACCCCAGGGCCUUCUGUAUGUUCAGCAAAGAGAGCUUGCAGUGACCUCCCCAAAGGAUGGGUCCAUCUCCAUUCUGGGUUCUGAUGAUGCCACCACUUGUCACAUUGUGGUCCUGAGGCACACAGGUAAUGGGGCUACCUGCUUGACACACUGUGAUGGAACCGACACCAAAGCUGAGGUCCCCUUGAUCAUGAACUCCAUAAAAUCCUUUUCUGAUCACACUCAAUGUGGAAGACUGGAAGUGCACCUCGUGGGCGGCUUCAGGGAUGACAGGCAAUUGUCACAAAAACUUACUCAUCAACUUCUCAGUGAAUUUGACAGACAAGAAGAUGACAUUCACUUAGUGACAUUAUGUGUGACAGAAUUAAAUGAUCGGGAAGAAAAUAAAAACCAUUUUCCAGUAAUUUAUGGCAUUGCUGUCAACAUUAAAACUGCAGAGAUUUAUAGAGCCUCCUUUCAAGAUCGAGGUCCGGAGGAGGAACUACGUGCUGCGCGAGCUUUGACGGGAGGACCAAUGAUUAGCAUUUAUGAUGCAAAGACAGAACAACUUCGCAUAGGACCAUACUCCUGGAUGCCAUUUCCACAUGUGGAUUUCUGGUUGCAGCAAGAUGAUAAGCAAAUACUAGAGAACCUUUCCACUUCACCUCUGGCCGAGCCCCCCCACUUUGUUGAACAUAUCAGAUCUACAUUGAUGUUUUUAAAAAAAUACCCAUCUCCAACUAACACACUGUUUCCUGGAAAUAAAGCUCUACUCUACAAAAAAAAUGAAGAUGGCUUAUGGGAAAAGAGCUCUUCUCCACAAAGCUAAAACCAGGAAUUACCAAAGAAAGCAACUUUUUGGCCUGACAGAGAUCACUGGUGGGGGUUGGAAGAAUCUGAACUUGGAAUCUACACCCAUUGAGUCUUAUGUCUCCUUACUCAGUGUCUUUCAAAUGACUUUCAAAAUAAAAUGUUAUUUUGGCAAAGGCA
Molecule: messenger RNA, 1099 nt
Organism: Orycteropus afer afer
Lineage: Eukaryota; Metazoa; Chordata; Mammalia; Tubulidentata; Orycteropodidae
Gene: NTAN1
Product: N-terminal asparagine amidase
Biological process (GO): ubiquitin-dependent protein catabolic process
Cellular component (GO): nucleus
Molecular function (GO): protein-N-terminal asparagine amidohydrolase activity
Source: RefSeq, a predicted model, not a curated record